Molecule: messenger RNA, 6093 nt
Organism: Megalops cyprinoides (Indo-Pacific tarpon)
Lineage: Eukaryota; Metazoa; Chordata; Actinopteri; Elopiformes; Megalopidae
Product: F-actin-uncapping protein LRRC16A-like
Exons: 38
Coding region: 211-4479 (1422 amino acids)
Biological process (GO): regulation of Arp2/3 complex-mediated actin nucleation; cell migration
Cellular component (GO): plasma membrane; lamellipodium
Molecular function (GO): protein binding
Source: RefSeq, a predicted model, not a curated record
CUCAGGGAACUGAAAGUAGAGGGAGAUGCACCGAGACAAUUGCGGAUACGUGGAUUAGACACUACAGCGGGAAGGAAAUAUGUAAGCAAGCGUUUGGAACGACACCUGAAAUUCUAGGAGAACCAGGAUUUUCGUUUAAUUUCUGGAUUGUAAUUAUUUUUUUCUCGUUAACCUUUAUUUGGACAUUAUCUUCGACACAGCUUUGCAAACAUGAGCGAGGAAAUGCAAGAAAUACCAAGGGAACUGCUAGAAAGCAUAAAGGAUGCUGUGGGGAGGAAGAUCAAGCUUUCCCUGAGGAAGAGAGUGAAACUGGAAGUCAAAGGCGACAAGGUGGAAAACAAAAUCCUGGCUCUUGCAUCCCAUCGGGCCUACCUGCUUACAGCUCGCAUCCCUGCCAAGGUGGAACAAUCCUUCAAUUACUUGGAGAUACAAGGAAUUACCUGUAACAAGCAAGCUCAGUUUGCAGUGGAGUGUGACAGAGGUGUGCUGUCCAUGCGGCUGGCUUCAUCUGAGGAUGUGAACGAGGUGGUGGCCCACAUAGGGACCUGUCUUCAGGCGAUCUGCCCCGGCCUUUCGCCCAUAAAAGUGAUGAAGAAGCUGGUAAUGGAUCCGCCAGAGCGGACUUUGAGUCUGCAGGCAUUGUGGGAGAAUCAAAAUGUGGCAGAAGCUGGACCAUGUGGGGGCUUCUCUCAGAUGUACAAGUGUGUGUGUGACUGGCUGGGACUUCCCUACAGGGAGGAAGUUCAGUGGGACGUGGACACAAUUUAUUUAACACAGGACACACGGGAAUUAAACCUACAGGAUUUCAUUCAUCUUGAAAACAGGGAUUUGGUGGCCAUUAUUGCAGUUCUGGAACUUAACCAGUGGUUCACAAAACUCUCCAUCAAGGAUUACAAACUGCCCACAGACGUGUGUGACCAGAUUUUGCGUGUUGUGGCCCGGUCCACUCGGCUGGAAGAAUUGGUUCUGGACAAUGCUGGACUCAAAACUGAUUUCGUACAGAAGCUGGCCAACACCCUUGCCAGUAACCCAAACUCAGGACUUCACACCAUCAACCUCGCCAACAACUCUCUGGAAGAUAGAGGCAUUUACUCUCUGAGUGUGCAGUUUGCCAAACUCCGAACUGGGCUCAAGCAUUUGAAUCUAUCAAAAACCUCAUUAUCACCCAAAGGGGUGAACAGCCUUGCCCAGUCUCUGAGUGCCAACCAGUCCAUGCUUAACUCCCUCACACACCUCGAUCUCUCUGGGAAUGUUCUUCGAGGAGAUGAUCUCCCAAAUCUGUACCAAUUCCUCGGCCACCCAAACAACUUGACCAGUCUGGAUCUGUCCAAUAGUGACUGCUCUCUGGACCUGGUGUGUUCUUCACUCCUGCGAGGAUCCAUCGAACACCUCUCAGUCCUAAAUGUGUCAAAGAGCAUCUUCUCUCACAGGAAAGGCAAAGAAGUCCCACCCUCUUUCAAGCAUUUUUUCAGUAGCGCCAUGGCCCUGAAAAGCAUCAAUGUGUCUGGAACCAAACUACCCCCCGAAGCACUCAAAGCACUUUUACUUGGCCUUGCCUGCAACCCCAAUCUUAAGGAAGUGUCCUUGGAUCUUAGUGGCUGUGAGUUGAGGUCAGCAGGCUCUCAGAUUUUGGAGGGCUGCAUAGCAGAGAUCCCCAAUAUCUCAAACCUGGAUAUUUCAGACAAUGGACUGGACUCUGAUCUCACCACCCUACUUGUAUGGUUGGCCAAAAAUCGAUCCAUCCGACAUCUCUCACUCGGGAAGAACUUCAACAACAUCAAAUCAAAAAAUUUGGCGCCUGUCUUGGAUAACUUGGUGCACAUGAUACAAGAGGAGGAAUCGCCUCUGACGUCCCUGUCACUGGCCGACUCUAAGCUGAAGAGUGACCUGACCAUCGUUCUGAACGCCCUGGGCAGCAACACCUCUCUAACCAAAGUGGACAUCAGUGGGAACGGGAUGGGAGACAUGGGGGCCAAGAUGUUGGCCAAAGCCCUGCAGAUUAACAGCAAGCUCAGGACGGUCAUCUGGGACAAGAACAACGUCAGCCCUCAGGGCCUGCAGGAUGUUGCGGCUGCCCUGGAGAAGAAUUUCACCAUCCGUUUCAUGCCCAUCCCCAUCAUCGACGCCUCCCAGGCCCUCAAGGCCAGCCCAGAGAAGACUGAGGAUGCGCUGCUUAAGAUGGAGAGCUAUCUGUUCCGAAACCACGAGACCCGGAGAUACCUCCAAGAGCAGGCCUACAGGCUUCAGCAAGGCAUUGUCACGACGACCACGCAGCAGAUGAUGGACAGAAUCUGUGUCAAAGUUCAGGACCACCUCAACUCCCUGAAGUUCACCGAGAUGGACGCUGUGCAAGAGGACAUGAAGGUGGCGGAGAACCUCAUGAAGGACGCAAGAAAUUCCAAGACUCUCCUGCGCAACCUGUACCAUCUGGGGUCAGCCUCACAUGGGCCCAUUACCGGCCCGUCUGCUGGCCCCAUCCAGGACAAACUGGAGUCCAUGGCUGGGGAGGUGACCAGGGUGAUGGAUGAGCAACUACAGUCCUUGCUAGAGAGCAUGGUGGACGCCGCUGAAGCUCUCUGUCCCCACGUGAUGAAGAAGGCCAACCUGAAGCAGGACCUGAUCAAGGCCAGCGCCGGCAGGGUGGUCGUCCCGCGCGGCUUCGUCAAGACCACCCUGCUGGAGCAGUCCGGCGUAGACAUCAUCAACAAGAUCAGCGAAGUAAAGCUCAGUAUGGCCUCCUUUCUGUCUGACCGCAUAGUUGAUGAAAUUUUGGAGUCCCUCUCCGGCUCCCAGCACACACUGGCAGACCACCUGGCCAGGAAAGGGCAGCCCUUGCUGCACCAGGUGUCUGUGGAGACGGAGGUCCCGGAGGAGAAGGUCCCGAAGCGUGCCAGCCCAGAGCACAAUGAGACAGAGCGGCUGGAUGAGCUAGAGGCCUGCAUGAUGACACCCAAAUCCAAGAGGAAAAGUAUUCAUAGCAGAAUGCUGCGGCCAGUCUCCCAUGCCUUUGAGAUGGAGUUUGACCUUGAUAAGGCUCUGGAGGAUGUGCCCAUUCACAUCGAGGACCCUCCCCCUACGCCCAAACCGGAAAAGAGGACCUCUGAGGUCCUGUGUGAGCUGCCGUCUGAGGAGGGGAGGAAACUGCAGCACUACACCAAGCUCCGGCCCAGGAGGAACAAAAAGACCCAUCCCAGCAAGGCUCCUAUCAGCAGUACGCCGUCACAGGAGAGUGAGCAGAACGGCCUCCUGGGAAGGCUGGAUGAGGGCGUGGAUGAAUUCUUCUUCAAGAAAGUCACUAAGCUGGAGAUGAAACGGCCCUCCUUGAAGAGUUCUCUCUCUCAUGAGGGAGACAAGAAGCGCGAUUCCCGCAAGAGCGGCUUCCUCAACCUCAUCAAGUCUCGCUCCUCCAAAUCCGAGAAGAACCACCCGGCCGCCGUGGCGACAGCAGCCGCGGUAACCGAGGCGCCGUCCUCCCCGAAGGUUCCGGCCAGAUGCCCCGCCCCCGAGCCGAGCCCCAAGGCCCCGUCCGUGGACCACAGCAGCAGCUCGGACCGCUCUGAGGAGCUGAAGACGCCCGACUCCGUGGACGAGCACUCAGAGAGUGAAGGCAGGGCCAGCCCCCAGGGCGGGCGUCGCUACGGGGUGCAGGUCAUGGGCACCGGUCUCCUGGCAGAGAUGAAGGCCAAGCAGGAGAAGAGGGCAGCUGGCACCCAUAAGACGCCAAACCCCUCCGCCAGCGCAGACAGGCCAGAUGGAGGUGAGACAGUUAAAGGGCUCAGCACUCCACCGGAAAGCCACGUAUCAGCGCCAGUCAAAGGUGAGGGAGGCGUGGCCUCGGCAGAGAAGCCCGCACGGGUUGAGGGAAAGCCAGAGGCGGCGCCCAGGACCCGCAGCACCCCCUCCAGCCCUAAACCCUCCCCUCAGGCCCCCAGACCCUCCCUCAGCGCCCGCCCAGCUGUACCCCAAAAGCCUCGUACCAGCAGCAGCAGGAGCAUAGAUGAAGGUCCAGAAUCCCCAGGUGGGAAUGUUUCUCCAAAGGUGUCACUGCCUCCCCACGGCCUAAAGAGGGGACCCUCAGACAAGGAAAAGGAAGGGCAGAGCAGCCCUCUCCUGGGUGGGUCUGGGAACCGGGUGUUGGUUCAAGAAGUGGAUCUGUCGGGAGACGGUAGCCCGUUUGACUCCGAUCAGGAGACAGACAAGCCCGUGCCUGCAGUGAGAAUCAGAUCUGCGAGGCAGUGUUCCACCAGCACUGCCCAGGAAGUGGACGAGGAGGAGCGCAGGAAGUCCCUCCCCAGACCUGUAAGGCCAGCCUCCGUGGCAGACGUCGCUCAGCACCAGAGCCACAAAGAUGAUGACCUGGAGGACGCUGGCACCAAGACCACGGACGGGUCCCCUGACAAGGACAAGGACAAGGACAAGACCCAAGACGGGAAGUCUGCAGCCUCUGUAGAGGAAGCAGACAAAGAUUUAACUUCGUAAAUUAGAAAAAAAAAAAUAUGAAAAAAGGGAAAGGUCGGGGCCAUCCUGUCUCUGUCUGGAAUCAGACUACCUGCUAAUUGCACCCUCUGCCUUCUUUCCUCUCCUCUAAGGCCAGAUGGAUGAAAUACUGUGCAUAUUGUUCUUUGUAAGAGAUGCAGAGUAGCAGUAUGAUGUGUGAUGCAUUGAGAAGGCUGAGCUACAUUAUCUUCAAUAACACUUAACAAAAGGGAAAUGAGGCUUUAAAAUGGCUUUAUAAUAGACAUGACAUUUGUUCACUGUGCAACAAUAAAUCUCUCAAAUGGUCUUCCUAUUUUAUUAUUCAGCCACAACUGAACAGGCACUGUUCAACACAUGCAGCUACCGUGCCCUGUAUUGGUAAAGCGUUGUUACUGCUAGAGCUGCUCACUCAGUGUGAGUCCUUUGUGAGUCCUAACUGAUUUUAGGGCCCGUUUCUGGUUGCAGUCAUACAUCAAAUGGCAAUAAAUUGAACUGAUGUAGCUAGAACCUAUCAAAUGCACAGCACUGACUGUACUCCCUCUGUUGGUCCCUUUAGCCAGCUGCAGUGUUCGGGCUCCAACAAGAGAACGCACAAUACAGAACUUUAAUAUUAAACCUUGUUGGCUUGAGGUGGCUCAGUUUCACACUUGUACUGUAUGAGCCUUUAAGCCCACAGUCUAGCACAUUCACUGUGUAUGUGAAAACUCUUUUUGUCUUACAUUCAACCCUAAAAUUAGUGUUCUUUUUCAGUGUUCGUGACCACAAAGUAAAUGCACAUAUGUUUUACAUUCUUUGGGCCCAGAUUGGAUUGUUUCAGCUUGGCUAAGUAGAGGGCCUGUUGUCUUCUUGGAAAGUGAUGCAGGACAGUUAAAUCAAGUUCAGUAAAAGUGCCAGGAAACAAAUGUGUUUCAGUGGUCACCCUGAGACCAAACAAUCUCUAGCUUAUAGAGACUGGUUUUAUGUUGUUUUCUUUCAGCAGCUUACAUCAAAUCAAUUACAGUGCGACUUCUCCCAGUAUUGUUUUUUGAAAUUAUUUGGCACAUAUAAUCUUAAUGAAAAGAAAAUAAUUGAAUGCGAUUGUAUGGAGAUAUACUGCCAAAAAGUAGGCAAAGUAUUGACUGGAGCAUUUGUGUGUCAGAUAUGCAUGUGAGGUACAGUAUAUGUAUAUAUGUGUAUUCAUAUAUCUGUGUGUAUAUAUGCAUGUGUAAUAUAUACAUAACACGUUUACAUGCAGUAAUAUUUAUGCAUACACAUAUUGUGUACACAAUCCUUAUAUUGCUAUGAUACUAAGCACAUUACUAAAUACAUCGGGGUUUAUAUUUAUAAUUUAUUAAUAUAAAUAAAUGGGGGCAUGGUGAUGGUUUUUUAACCCAUACAAGGGAGCUUUUUUAUCUGGAAAAAAACUGUACAUUGAAUUAAUAAAUUGAUUAUGAUCAAUUGAUAAUGAGGUGAAUCAUUGUGCAGGAGGCACAAUUGCUGUCUGUUAAUCCUAGAAGCAAGGACUGCUGUUCAUUUAUCGAGAAAUGGUUAUUGUGCUUUGUUUUGGUGAUCAGAUUUUUUAUAAUGCAAUCUUAUACUCUUUUGUGGAAAAACAGAAUCCUUUUCAUAUUUCAUUGA